This is a messenger RNA of Xenopus laevis (African clawed frog), 1888 nucleotides long. RefSeq names its product RAB3A interacting protein S homeolog (gene rab3ip.S). The record is from RefSeq and is a predicted model, not a curated record. Lineage: Eukaryota; Metazoa; Chordata; Amphibia; Anura; Pipidae. Gene Ontology annotation, molecular function: guanyl-nucleotide exchange factor activity. Gene Ontology annotation, biological process: exocytosis. Bases 156 to 1529 code for a protein of 457 amino acids. Gene Ontology annotation, cellular component: Golgi to plasma membrane transport vesicle. The transcript is spliced from 11 exons.
GCUCUGGCCGGUGAAUAUGUUUCUUUUUCCCAUGUAGUUUGCACCUGCUAUUCCUGGUGGGAGCGCGCUGCGCGGGCACUGAUUUGGACUUGUAUUCCUCUCCCCGUGUGUUGCAGCCAAACGGCUUUGACAGGCCUCUGGAUGAUGUGUUUACUAUGGCCAGCGACCCUCUGGAAGGCUUUCAUGAAGUGAAUCUUGCUUCACCUACGACUCCAGAUCUGGGAGUGCGUGAUGUCAAAGCUCAGGAACCUACUACCUCUCCGAAUCCAAUCUAUCGGCCCCAUUUAACUGCUAGCCCCAGCCCUAUUCAGCCCAACACUUUGAAUGCUGCUGACCUUCCAACUCAGCCAGUGUACUCUUCUCCAAGGCAUCUAAACUGUGGAAACACUACAGGCAUAAGCCCCAAUAUAACAGAUUCUAUAUCUUGCUCUACCUCUGGAUGCCCAACAUGUUCCCUCAAACACAGCAGAAAGAAGGACAACCGUGCAGAGAGAGAAUUUUUGCAAGGCGCCACAUUGACAGAUGUAGUGGAUGGUUCAGAUGAUGUGCUUGGUAGCAGCACAGACAGCUUGUCAAGAUUACGGAGCCCGUCUGUUCAGGAAGUUAGAGACCGGGGCUAUGAACGGUUGCGAGAAGAGCUGGCUAGAGCUAAACGGGACCUGAAACUUAAAGAUGAAGAAUGCGAAAGACUUUCUAAAGUACGGGACCAGUUGGGGCAGGAACUGGAGGAGCUGACAGCAAGUCUUUUUGAAGAAGCACAUAAAAUGGUCCGGGAAGCAAACCUGAAACAAGCCGCUGCAGAAAAACAGCUUAAGGAGGCACAGGGAAAGAUUGAUGUACUGCAGGCUGAGGUUGCAGCUUUGAAAACACUGGUUCUCUCAACCUCACCAACAUCCCCCACAAAAGAACUGCAACCUGGUGGAAAGGCACCCUUUAAGAAGGGCCAUGCCAGGAACAAAAGCACAAGCAGUGCUAUGGGAGGGGGAACACUAGACCUCAGUGUACUAUCUCCAAUUGUCAUGGAUUUGAAAGAGCCUGAUUUAUCGCUUUACUAUGAAUUCAGAACUUGGAAAGAAGAGCCUUCCAUGGACAGGGCAGGCCCAUUUUUGCACAGAAUAUAUGAGGAGGAUAUCUGCCCUUGUUUAACAUUCCCGAAAAGUGAGCUGGCUGCAGCUGUACUUGAAGCGGUAGAAAACAACACCUUAAGCAUUGAGCCUGCUGGUCUGCAACCUGCCCGCUUUGUUAAAGCAUCAGCUGUUGAAUGUGGAGGAUCAAAGAAAUGCGCGUUAAGUGGUCAGACAAAGUUGUGUAAGCACAGAAUUAAACUGGGAGACACCAGCAAUUACUAUUAUAUUUCUCCUUGCUGUAGAUAUAGGAUUGCAUCUGUGUGCAAUUUCUUUACAUAUAUCCGGUACAUCCAUCAAGGACUUCUAAAACAGCAGGAUGUUGAUCAGAUGUUUUGGGAGGUCAUGCAACUUAGGAAAGAAAUGUCUCAAGCAAAACUUGGAUAUUUCAAAGAGGAGCUUUAGCAGUUAGCACACUACAGGAUUGCUCACAAAUGUUUCUUGGACUUUUCCAUGCUAGGAGAUUGAGAGAACAUUGCAGCACCACAUACUCAAACGACUGUGUAAUAAAAACUAUCCAAUAUGUAUCUUUCCUUUGUACUUUGCAGAUUGCACAAAUAUCAAAUAAUGUGACAUCUGCUAAAUAACUUGCAAGAGAUCCCUAGUGCUUGCAGGAGAAACUUAGCUUUUGAGGUUCUAAUAAGCAUUUGCUGGCAUCAUCUUGUGUAAAUUAUUGGUGAACCGCCUCAGUAUGGAGAAAUAAAUGGUAGUUCGAAAUUGUCAGUCUUUUCUUUUACACAUGAAAUAAAUAAAUAACAUCUGAA